Molecule: messenger RNA, 3310 nt
Organism: Trichomycterus rosablanca
Lineage: Eukaryota; Metazoa; Chordata; Actinopteri; Siluriformes; Trichomycteridae
Gene: tmprss15
Product: transmembrane serine protease 15
Exons: 24
Coding region: 1-3066 (1021 amino acids)
Biological process (GO): proteolysis
Cellular component (GO): membrane
Molecular function (GO): protein binding; serine-type endopeptidase activity
Source: RefSeq, a predicted model, not a curated record
AUGUGUACCUCCAGGAAGAAGAACUGGUCCUCAGUCGAGGUUCUGAUGAGCACCUUGCUUGUGGUUUUAUUUAUCGUGUGUGUUGGACUGAUUGUUGUCUCCUGGUUUGCUCUACAACCAAGUAACACAGAUGAAAACGGAAGCUCAGAGUCGUCUUUUAGUGGAACGCUGAAGAUCGUGAGAGGAGCCACCUUCACUGAGGAGCUCAGAAACAAGAGCAGUGUGCAGUUCAAAUCUCUGGCCUUCGAUACUCAGCUACUGGUUUCAGAAGCGUUUGGACGCAGCGCGCUGAGCCAGAACUUCAGGAGCUGCAGAGUCACUCAGUUCAGUCAGGGCAGCGUGCUGGUGAACUUUGAUCUGAUGUUCGGUGCUCAGGUGGAGGUGAUGGUUGUGGAGCAGGAGCUGAUCUCCUCUCUACAGGACGUUACUGCAGGAGAGCUCGUCAUCAACACCAGCAGCAUCCACAUCACAGUUACAUGUCCUGUAGGAGAGCGAGUGUGUCGGGACGGUGAAACGUGUGUUUCUAUAAAUCUGUUCUGUGAUGGAGAACCAAACUGUCCUGACGGUUCAGAUGAAUCUCACAGCACCUGUGCGACAGUGUGUGAUGGACAGUUCGUGUUGCUGGGGCUGAGUGGAUUUUUCCACAGUGGGAGCGUUCCUCAGGAUUACGACAGUGAUCUGAUCUGUCGCUGGAUUAUACGUGCUGGUGAAGGUUUGGUCAUUAGGAUGGAGUUUGAGUUUUUCCAUCCAGAGGAAUCGAUCGGAACUCUGAGUCUGUACGAGGGAACCGGACCUGACAAAAUACUGACCUACUCUCUGACCGGUUCUUCUCCUCCUGGAGUCGUCUGGAUUUUUUCCCAGAAUGCCACGGUGGAGUUUUGGUCCGAUUCAGUUUCUCACCGGCGGGAGUUUAAUGCCACGUACAGAGCGGAGAGCCUCGCCCACCUCACCAAUGAUGAGAAGAUAAACUGCUCGUUUGAGGACGGUUUCUGUUUCUGGAGACGUGAUGCUGAUGCUGAUGGAUUUUGGAUCAGGAUGAGUGGAUCUUCGCUUCCUUCACUUUCUGGACCGAGUCACGACCACACCUACGGCAACAAAUCCGGGUUCUACAUCAUCACGCCGAGGAGUCCGGGGAACUGGGAGAAGAUUUUCCGCAUUAACAGUCUCCCUCUGUCUCCAGCCAAUCAGCCGGUGUGUUUACGCUUCUGGUAUCACAUGUUCGGCGUGGACGUUUGGCGUCUGGCGGUAACGACAGAACGGAACUCGUCCUCCACGCUGCUCUUCCAUAAAGAGGGAAACUACGGCGACAACUGGAACUACGGUCAGAUAACCGUAAACAUCAUCGCCAUGGAAACGAUUGUGUUUGAAGCUCGUAAACGAGGCGGCGGCAUGAGGAACGACAUCGCACUCGAUGACCUCAGUUUGACCUCUGGCCCUUGUGGACCUUCUCCACCCGACCCGACCCCGGUCCCUCCGCCCACCACGCCUCCACCGAUGCCACCUGAUUGUGGCGGCCCUUUUGAUCUGUAUGAACCCAACACGACCUUCAGCUCCCCGAAUUAUCCACGCGGUUACGGAGACGAAGCAUCAUGUUUGUGGACGUUACACGCUGAUGAAGGUCAGAACAUCCAGCUGCAUUUCCAGGACGUGGCUUUAGAAGCUUUGUACGACGUGCUGGAGGUCCGAGACGGUGUGGAACCUCAUUCUACAUUAUUAGGGGUUCUGACGGGCGAGUUUGAUUUUCCCGACCUUUUCUCCACCUCGUCUCAGAUGACCGUGAUGUUUUUCUCUGAUUCUUCUGGAAACGAUCGAGGAUUUCUGGCUAAUUUCACUACCGGCUUCAACCUUGGCCGACCAGAGACGUGUGAUCGGGAUCAGUACCAGUGCCGGUCAGGACGCUGUGUGUCCAGUUCCAGUGUUUGUGAUGGUGUGGUUCAGUGUCCUGAUUCUUCUGAUGAAGUGAACUGUGUUCAUUUAAUGUCAGUAAAUUUUACUGAAGCUCCACGUUUAAAGAUUCAGAUGCAGAACAUCCUUCACCAAGCAUGUGGAACCAACUGGGACUCUCAGCUCUCCCAGUUCUUCUGCAGAUAUCUGGGCUACAGAUCUGGAAAUGCUUCGUUUCUCUCUGUUCUUGAGAACGAAGAUUCGUUUGUUCUUGUGAAUCUGAGUUCUGAUGGAGCGUUGGACCUGAUAGUCAGUGAGACGUGUUCCAGUGAGACGGUCGUAUCUCUCCACUGUGACAACCAGCCAUGUGGGAGGCAGAAGCUGGGAGUCAGAACUGGUUCCAGUAGGUCAGUGAUGGAUGAGUUAAUGGUGAAGGAUGGGGGGAGGAUCGUUGGGGGGGAGGAUGCAGUGAGGGGGUCGUGGCCCUGGAUGGUUUCUCUACACUGGAGGGGUCGUCACGCAUGUGGAGGAACACUGAUCGACUCUCGGUGGAUCGUUACUGCGGCACACUGUGUUUACGGGAAGAACGUUCACCUGUGGAACUGGGACGUGAUUUUGGGUUUACAUGCUCAGUAUGAACUGGACACUUCAGAACGACAAACUCAUGAAGUGGAUCGAAUCAUAAUGAACCCAAACUACAACAAACGAACUAAAGAGUCGGACGUCGCUCUGCUGCACCUACACACCAGCGUUAAUUACACAGAUUAUAUCCAGCCGAUCUGCCUCCCUGAUCCUGAUCAGCAUUUCACUGCAGGAAGACGGUGCAUCAUAGCAGGAUGGGGGAGAUUAUCAGAAGGAGGCUCAGUAGCUGACGUGCUGCAGCAGGCCGUGGUUCCUCUCAUCAACAACAGUCUGUGUCAGCACUUCCUUCCUGAGUAUACAAUCACUGACAGGAUGGUCUGUGCGGGGUACACCGAGGGCGGAAUCGACUCAUGCCAGGGCGACUCCGGGGGGCCGCUGGUGUGUGAACAGGAUGAUUUUUGGGUUCUGGCGGGUGUGACGUCUUUCGGAGCAGGCUGUGCCCAACCCCGCCGCCCUGGCGUCUACGCCCUCGUCCCGCACUAUGUACGGUGGAUAGUGGAAACCAGACGGCUGGAGUCACGCUGGCAUGGCGGGAGAUAGGAACGUCCUGCACAUUUACUCCACGUCCAUCAUCUGAAACAGAGGCCACACUGUCCACAGCCAAGCAAGCCUAAAAAAGCUGUUUAGAUUUAGAUUUUAGCUCUAGAUUUUCCUUUCUUUUGUUCAAGUUCAGUCGAGCUUUAAAGUGACAGAUUUAGGAGUAGAGACUUUGCUUUUAAGCCAAUGAAGUAAAGCUUGCUUGACUGUGAACAGUGUUUCAGCAGAGUUUUAUUCACAUCAUAUA